Schizosaccharomyces cryophilus OY26 is the source of this 3575-nucleotide messenger RNA. Its product is annotated as TFIIH regulator. Gene Ontology annotation, biological process: iron-sulfur cluster assembly. The record is from RefSeq and is a predicted model, not a curated record. Lineage: Eukaryota; Fungi; Ascomycota; Schizosaccharomycetes; Schizosaccharomycetales; Schizosaccharomycetaceae. The transcript is spliced from 9 exons. Bases 360 to 3425 code for a protein of 1021 amino acids. Gene Ontology annotation, cellular component: cytosolic [4Fe-4S] assembly targeting complex.
GCAAAAAGCAAAAGAAUGAUAAAAAGCAACUUUUUUAGUUUAGAGAUCAUUCAUAUAUGAGCUGUGCUCGCUUAGAUAAAAAGGUUAUUUAGCUCGUUUGCUCAAUCUAUGGAUUCAUCCAAAUUCCUCAUACAUUCUUACCAACAACUUUGUAGGCCAAUUUUGGUUCAUUUCAUUUACAAAGUUGCUUUCGCAAUUUUCUUUCAUAAAUAUAUUUUGUUUAAAAAAGAAAAGCUUAAUCACUAGGUUUUGUGGACUUUGGAAUUACGAAGUGAAAAAUAUUUAUAGGUCUAGCAUUUUGCCUACACAUUUGGAAUCUGGAUUUGGAUUCUAGCUAAGAUUUCUUAAAAAUUAUCAUAAUGAAUAGUAGCUUAGUUGCUUCAUACCUGUUUACAGUGGAUAAAAAUGAGAGUGAAGCAAAGGACAUUGUAAACCAUAUCAUAAAAGAUAUUAUUGAUGAAAAAAUUGGAAUUGUUGAUGUCGUUACUUCAAUUGGUGACUAUUUGACUAAUACGAAUGUUUCGAUGCGAGGAAAAGCUUUGCUUUUACUUUCUCAGGUCUUGGAAGGAUUGCCAAAAGACCGAUUGCCUGUAAAGCAUGUAUCUGUAUUGCUUCAAUUUUAUCUUAAUCGUUUGGACGAUGAAGUUACCUUAAUGGAAAAUUCACUAGGAAUUGUUGCUUUACUUCACAUGGACAACUUUCCAUCCCCCAAAGCUGUGGAUGUUUGCUACUGUUAUUUUGAUGCAACUGAUAUGCCUAAAUAUUCGCAAAAAACUCGAUAUAGUAUCUUGAAAAUCUUUGAUACAAUUAUCGACGAAUACCUUUUUGAUAUUUCACCAAAUACUAAAGAUGCUUUCUUUGCAGGCAUAUGUACAACUUUUGCAGGGGAAAAGGAUCCAAGAAAUCUAUUUUUAGUUUUCUCUAUGCUGCAAAAAAUAUUGAAACGAUUCCCUAUAGGUGGCUUUGAGAAGCAAUUCUUUGACAUUACUUAUUGCUACUUCCCCAUUACAUUCCGAGCUCCUCCUGACGCACAAGGUUUAACAAUAACCACCGAUGAUUUGAAAGAACAGUUGAAGAACACCUUAGUUGCAACCGAUGCUUUUUCAAAGUUACUUCUUCCUGAGUUAUUCAAGAAACUAAAAGCUUCUGCUGUACGCGUUAAAAUUGAUGCGCUUAACAUUUUUGUUCAGGUCUGCCAGAAUUGGCAUCCAACUUCUUAUUUAUGGAGCUGCACUGAGUAUUGGGAAUCCAUAAAGCAAGAGAUCUUGGAAUCCACUGAUACAACAUUGCAGAAUACCGCGUUGAGUGCGUUGAAUCUUCUGACGAAAAAUUUGUAUAAGGAAAACGGGUUAUCCUCAAACUUCACCAACUUUGUUGGUGUUCUUUUAACUCAGUCCUUUGAAUAUUUUUCUAAAGAUUACACUGUAAAAGUUGCCUCUUCUAUUGGUGCUGUUUUCGCUGCAAUUGCUUCUGUUUCCUUGGAGAGUUUCAAUUACUGUUGUGAGAAAUAUUUACCGUACAUCUUAGAAUUGCCUAUAGAGUCCGAAUCUCUCGAAAAGAGACACGGAAUGUUAGUUUUUCUGAAUUAUGUGUUUAAAUGUGACGCUUUGUUGUACGGGAAAUGGAGAAGUCAAAAUUCUGUAGACUGCCCCAAUUCUUUGUUACCACAUAAAAACAAGUGGUUGAGUUUCAUGUCCGGAUCUUUAAUGGGUGUUGCAAAGGAUGAAGUAAGUUUGCGAACUUCCGCAGUCGAUGUGUUGUAUACUCUUUCUACCGUAAAGGGAUAUUUGGACAUGAACGAACUCACGAUGAUUGUUCAAUUUUUGGUUGAGUUGGCCUUUGACUUAGAUGAUCCUUUAAGAAAAAGCGCUACUGAUAAACUGAAAGACAUUGGUUUAUAUAAGCCUGACAUUAUUUUGUUGGUGGUUUUUCCUCAUGCUUUUUCUUUAUUUCCUGAGAUAUCAUCUAAAAUCAGCUCCGCCGAAGAUGCUACAUUCAAACAGUCGCUUCACAUAUUGAUAACCCUAUCUGAAGAAAAGAGUUUAUUCAAAACUUUAGUUAUUAGAUUGGUUGAAGCCUUGAAAGACCAACUUAACGUGGCUAAACAUGACUCUCAAUAUGCCAGCAUCGUACUUCAAACUCUUUGUCUAGCUUUUCGAAAUCGAAAUAUUGAAAAGAGAGAAGACGUCCCUUCUUACUUAGAUCAUUUGGUACCUUGGUUGUAUACUACUAGUUUUAAGUAUGCUCCUAUUUCAGUUUUCAGCAUCAAAGAUCUGACUAGUGUUUCACAAAUUAUCAACGAAAUUGUACGGGUUUGUCCCUUGAAAAAUCAGAUAAGCUUCUCCGAGGAACUUUAUAAACUUUAUUUUACUAGUGAGGAAUCUAGUCUAAUACAAGACGAUGUGCAAGUGAGACAGCUUUCAGCUACGUUCUGCCUUGCAAAGCCCAUGUCUGAUCAGAAGUAUGCAGGAUUAGUAUUGCUCCUUCAGGGAGGUAUGAAUGGUCUUCAAAGAUCAGUUCCUGUCGUUAAAGACUUGCAUGAAACGUUACUGAAUUCGUGUAUUGAGAUGGUAGAACAAGCCACUAUUCCAGCUGUCAUGUUAUCGGCUUUGCGCUUAUUAUCUUCACUUUUGAACAAAUGCAGUAAGGAUGAAGAUAUCAAUACCUAUCUGCAAACACCGGCUAUUACAUCUCUGUACGGAAAAGCACAAUCCAAAGACAAAGGGCAAUCUCACGCAGCGUUGCAAAUUCUAUCCUGGCUUGCGAAGGCUUUGGUUUCUAGAAAGCUUCAAUCUGCUAGUAAUAUAGUCAAUUACUUACUGGAAUGCUUGCAUUUGGAAGAUGCUGCAUCAGUUGUAAAUGCGUUUGCUGUUAUCAUCAAAGAUGAUCCAAUCUUGAACAAAACAAAUUAUUACGUUGAGAGAAUUCUUUAUAAGCAAAAAUUUUACGCGGAACUGAUGCCUAAACUCUUAGAAGCCAUACCUAAAGUUACAUCCAAGGAAAAGCCUUUCUAUUUAAUGGUGUUAUCGAUUGUCAUAGGUAAUGUACCUAAAGAUAUUGUUAUUCCUGAUAUGCCUACUGUAUUACCUCUACUCCUACAAUGUUUAGUACUUGCAGAUAGUGGCGUACAGUAUUCUGCCCUUAAUGUUAUUAUGACUGCCAUUAAGGAAAUACCUUCCUUAAUUUCUGACUAUAUGAACUCUUUAAUCCCACCUUUGCUAGCUAUCCCUAAAGACCUCAACAAUCCAGCCGCCGUUCGAUUACUUGCUUUGAAAUGUUUAGGUUUGCUACCAGAACUGGUUUCUCCUAUUCAUAUACAACCAUUCAAAGCGAAAGUAAUUCGUGAAUUGGUACCAUGCCUUGAUGACAUUAAACGUGUUGUGAGAACGGAAGCAAGUCGAACCAGACAUAAAUGGUAUACAUAGGAAACAUAUUUUUAUAUAUCUAUAUUUGAAAAUAUCCUUUAAAUAAAAUACUUUUUUGGCCAAGGAAGGGAUAAAGCUUCGUUUAUAAUAUCAAGGAAAUCUUCCCUAAAGCCCGAAUCUUGUCGAAUCAAAUGAUGUUUUACAAUUGGA